Bacidia gigantensis is the source of this 4599-nucleotide messenger RNA. RefSeq lists its product as uncharacterized. Gene Ontology annotation, cellular component: nucleus; cytoplasm; RISC complex. The record is from RefSeq and is a predicted model, not a curated record. Gene Ontology annotation, biological process: siRNA processing. The transcript has 8 exons. Gene Ontology annotation, molecular function: ribonuclease III activity; RNA binding; DNA binding. The coding region runs from base 1 to 4599 and encodes 1532 amino acids. NCBI's taxonomy places the organism in Eukaryota, Fungi, Ascomycota, Lecanoromycetes, Lecanorales, Ramalinaceae.
AUGCAGAUGAGCGCCCCUGAUCUCCUCGGGCCUAUCGAGUCGAAUCGUGAUAUUAAACCUUUACUCGUCGCUUCCCAAGUAUCAGCAAAGCAUAGAGAAGACUCAAGUUCAAGCAGUAAUGAAAGUGAUUCGGAUAAUGAUCAAAACGAAACAGCUGACCACAGUACAUCGGCUCGGCGAAAGGUGCAGAAUGUCAUCUUCGCGAACUAUGUUUCGAGUCGAGCAGCUGAGGUGACGAAAGAUGAAGUGGAAGCCGCUAAAAAGACCGAGCAAGACGAUGAGCUCUCUAUUCGUGCCUUGAUGUCAAAUCAAGAGUCUCGCAAAAUUAUCGAUGACCCUCGGGAUUAUCAGCUCGAAUUGUUUGAAAAAGCGAAGCAGCAAAAUGUGAUCGCUGUUCUCGACACAGGUUCCGGCAAGACUCUGAUUGCUGUCCUUUUGCUCAAAUAUGUCCUUGAUCUAGAGCUUGAGUCUCGUGCGCAAGGUAAAAAGCCUCGCAUCGCCUUUUUUCUGGUUGAUUCUGUGGCUUUAGUCUUUCAGCAAUUCGCGGUGCUCGAAUGUAACCUUGAUCAGCCCAUUGACCGCUAUUGCGGUGAAAUGAAUUGCGACCUUUGGACUCCAGAAAAGUGGCGAGAGAACUUCGAUCAGAACAAGGUCAUUGUCUGCACCGCAGAAAUCCUGUAUCAGUGCCUAAUGCAUUCAUUCAUAUCCAUGGAUGAGAUCAACAUGAUUAUCUUUGACGAGGCCCACCACGCCAAGAAGAAUCAUCCCUACGCUCGGAUUAUGAGAGAUCAUUAUUUUCGCCAGUCAGCUGCAACCCGACCAAAACUCUUCUCAAUGACAGCAUCUCCAUUAGACUCCCUUGAAGAUCCCGUCCGGGCAGCAAAGCAAUUAGAAACGAUCCUAGAUUCCAGAAUACUAACAGCUUCCGAUAUGUCUCUACUUCAAACUGUCACAAAACGACCUGAAGAGCAGUUGUUGGUUUAUGACCGACUGGACUAUCCUUAUGACACCGAUCUUAGUCAGUAUAUGCAAUGCAAAUACUCCCAUGUCGGAGAGUUUCGCAGAAUAUCGGAAAAGGCUCGAGAAAUAAGUUCGGAACUAGGUACAUGGUGUGCAGAUGUGCUCUGGGGCAUGGCGCUUGCAGACGAGGAAGCGCGUAAACUUGAGAAAAGAAUCGAAUAUCAGAUGAACAAGGAGGAUAGACCAAUACAGAUUCUGGACCACCAGAUCCAACAGAUCAGGGAAGCUGAGCAAUACGUUGCAAGCCUGCCCUCUUCGCCACUUACACUGGAAAAGCCUUGCGUGAGUUCAAAAGUCUUGGUGCUAUGCCAAUACCUGAAAUUGAGGUAUGAGAAGCCUACGGACCAUAAGUGUAUUGUGUUCGUGGAGCGAAGAUACAUGGCUAGAGUAUUACUCGAGUUCUUGAAACGAGUGAACAUCGGACACAUCCAUCUCGGCUUGAUCAUGGGAAAGAGGGCUGGAGAGGCUGGUGACAAGAAGUUAAGCGUUAAGCAGCAACUUCUGACGCUGACACGGUUCAGAAAAGGUGAACUCAAUUGUUUGUUUGCCACAUCUGUUGCAGAAGAAGGUCUGGACAUCCCGGACUGCAAUCUCAUCAUCAGGUUUUCGCUCUAUACGACUUUGAUUCAGUAUAUCCAAAGCCGCGGUCGUGCGAGGAGCCUGCACUCUAAGUAUGUGCACAUGAUUGAGAAAGACAAUCGAAGACACCUCCAAUCUAUAAGGAUGGUCCAAGAGGGUGAACAGAAGCUCAAACGAUUCUGCGAAGCCCUGCCCCAAGACCGGUUGCUGCAAGGGGAUGAGGCUGACUUUGAAACCAUUGCACAAGAACACGCCUCUAAAAGAUUUACUGAUCCUGAGUCGGGCGCAGUACUGACGUACCAUUCAAGCCUUACAGUACUAGGUCAUUUUGUCGCAUGUCUGCCCCAUGGCCCCGACAUGAUCUUGCAGGCAACAUACCACGUGUUCGCAGAGAACAAGCGAUUCGUCUGUGAAGUUACACUCCCUGAAAUUUCUCCCUUGCGGUUUUCGAUCGGGUGUGCUGCGGCUCGGAAAUGCGUUGCAAAGCAAGCCGCUGCUUUUGAAGCCUGCUGCCAUCUCCGCAAAAUGGGCCAUAUUGACAGGAACUUACUACCGACCUACCACAAACAACUUCCAAAGAUGAGAAACGCCCAUUUAGCGAUCGACAGUAAGACAAAAGCGGUAUACAAUAUGAAGAUCAAACCGACCGUAUGGGGAGAAGGACGCGGAACGUCUCCUGAAAAUCUUUACAUUACGAUCAUGGAGCUUGAGCAGCCGGAGAAGCUAGGCCGUGCUUGUCAGCCGAUGGCACUUUUGACAAGGAAGCCAAUGCCUCAAUUUCCCUCGUUCUUGCUGCAUCUUCAACCAGCAAAAGCAUCGAACGCAAUCUGUACAUCCAUACCAACGAGUUUUCACGUGAGUGAUUCGGAUCUACAUUCUUUGAAUGAAUUUUCGCUUCGUAUCUACAUGGACAUCUUCAACAAAACCUUCGAAUCGAAUAUACCUCAGAUGUCGUACUGGCUAGCGCCGAUUAGGCCAAAUUGGAAAAUGUUGCAUCACUUGCAAAGUCCAAAGCAGCUGAUCGAGUGGUCCAUCGUAAAAUAUGUUUCUGACACCCCUGAGAUACCAUGGAACAUGGAGACCCCGCACUCUCAGCUGCUUGACAAGUACCUCGUAGAUCGAUGGGAUGGUGGACGCCGAUUCUUUUCGAUUGCUGUUGACCCUAUCUUGAAGCCAGAGUCUCCUGUGCCUGAUGGGGUUGCCCCUCACAAAUCAAUGGACAAUAUUCUCAAUUACACAAUUUCUCUAUUCAAAAAAUCGAGAGAAAGAUCCUCGUGGAGUCCAAAUCAGCCUGUGAUACAGGCUGAGCGCAUAUUGCAUCGCAUCAACUGGCUAGAUGAGUACACUGACAAGGAACGUCACGUAAGAACUAAGAGCUUCGUCUGCCCAGAACCUCUAAAAUUUUCGGCUCUACCGCUCAGUACUGUGACGAUGGGAUAUAUCUUUCCAGCAAUAUUGACCCGUUUAGAGUCAUAUCUCGUUUCACUUGAGGCCUUCUCUUCUCUUGGCUUGGUUGUUCAUCCAAGCCUCGCCCUGGAGGCAAUGACCAAAGAUUCUGAUAACACCGAGGAACACCGGUCAGAACAAAUCCAUGUGCAGCGAGGCAUGGGCAAGAAUUACGAACGACUGGAGUUCAUUGGAGACUGCUUUCUUAAGAUGGCAACGUCAAUAUCCUUGUUCAUAAAGAGUCCAGAUGACAAUGAGUUCGAGUAUCAUGUCAAGCGAAUGCUUAUGAUCUGCAAUCAAAACCUUUUUAGAACCGCGAAGGAGCGCAAAAUCUACGAACACAUUCGAUCGCAGGGUUUCUCAAGGCGAACCUGGUAUCCAGAAGGUAUCAAAUUGCUCGUAGGUAAAGGCCACAACAAGACUACCGCGGAAACACUGAAGCACCAUCUUGGUGACAAAUCCAUUGCCGACGUUUGUGAGGCCAUGAUUGGAGCUUCGCUUCUCUCAUAUCAGGAAACAGGAGAUGUAGACAUGGCGGUCAAGGCAGUCACUAUACUCGUCUCUAGUGACGAUCACAACAUCACGAAAUGGGCCCACUAUUAUGCUUCGUACGAGCCACCAAAGUACCAGUUUGCUCCUGCCACUGCAUCCCAGUGCGAUCUCGUGAAGCAAAUAGAGCACAAGUUGGGCUACCAUUUCGAAUCGCCGCGGCUGCUCAGAUCCGCUUUCAUUCAUCCUUCCUAUUCUUUCGCCAUCGAGAAGAUUCCUUGCUAUCAGCGCUUAGAAUUCCUUGGAGAUUCAUUGCUCGACAUGGCCUGUGUCAACUUUUUAUACUAUCGAUACCCUGACAAGGAUCCUCAAUGGCUGACUGAGCAUAAGAUGGCAAUGGUUUCCAACAAGUUUCAGGCGGCAUUGUCAGUGAAACUUGGCUUUCACAAGCAUCUUCGCUCAAAUGGUACAGUCAUUGAGGCGGCAAAUAGAGAAUACGUGACGGAAACCAUGGACGCAGAGUACGAAGCAAGUGGAGCUCCCGACUAUUGGACCACCACGAAGCAGCCUCCUAAGGCACUUUCUGACGUCGUCGAAUCGUACGUCGGCGCUCUGUUUGUCGAUUCGCAAUUCGAUUUUGGCCAAGUGGAGAAAUUUUUUGAGAAACACAUUCGCCCGUUCUUCGAAGACAUGACAAUCUAUGAUACAUUCGCUAACAACCAUCCCACGACUUACCUCCACAAUCUUCUCUCCCAGAAUUUUAGCUGCCACAACUAUCGGCUCAUGUCUUGCGAGUUACCUUCGUGUAUCCCAGGUGCUCCAUCGAAGACUAUUGCAGUGCUCAUGGUCCAUGAUCAAGUUGUAGCAGAAGGAACAGCAAGCAGUGGGAAGAACGCAAAGGUCAAAGCCAGCGCUCGUGCAACAGAGGAGCUGAAAGGUCUCGUACUUUACGAAUACCAGAACCGAUUUAGAUGUGAUUGCUCCAUGGAAACGAAGGGAGCGGCGUUGGUGACAGCCCAGUAUGCACCUCGAGCUGAAAAUGCUAAUGUGGACUCGGCGAUAUAA